Messenger RNA from Capronia coronata CBS 617.96, 5691 nucleotides. RefSeq names its product E3 ubiquitin-protein ligase TRIP12. Gene Ontology annotation, cellular component: nuclear speck. Gene Ontology annotation, molecular function: ubiquitin protein ligase activity. Bases 1 to 5691 code for a protein of 1896 amino acids. Lineage: Eukaryota; Fungi; Ascomycota; Eurotiomycetes; Chaetothyriales; Herpotrichiellaceae. The transcript has 2 exons. The record is from RefSeq and is a predicted model, not a curated record. Gene Ontology annotation, biological process: proteasome-mediated ubiquitin-dependent protein catabolic process; protein polyubiquitination.
AUGUCUCGCAGAGUCACUCGUUCAUCCGCGAGGCUCGCCGCAGAGUCUGGCAUUCCAUCCGCGUCCUCGACCGAUCCGACCCAAACCUCAGAUCCCCCCGCAGCCUCAUCAAGAAAGCGAAAGGCCUCAAGUCGUCGGACUUCUAGCCCCGAACAGCCAGAAGCAACCACCCCUCCGUCCACUCGCCGAGGAAAGAGACAAAAGUUGACCGAGCCGCCACAAGCUCAGUCAUCACCUGCACGGCCAGCUCCUAGAACGAGUCGAAGAAAAGGCGCAGGGAUCGAUCCGGCAAUGUCUAAUAAUGGGUGGGUUACAAGAGAUCAUGAAGAUGCCGGAGCUACAGCUAAAGUCAUUAGUUCAUCUUCAAAUUUCGCAGACCAGUCCACAAAGCAGACAUCUUCCAAGCCGAGUUCGAAGCAUCCCCCAAGCAGGAGCAACAAGAAGUCACCAUCAGACGCCUCGCCUCCUGCCCAGACACCGUCCUCCCGCCGUCAGAAGAAGCGUUUGAGUCAAAAGGAUCCUGAUGUUCUGAUGAAAGAAGAGAAAGAAGAAGACGACGAGGACGAGAAAUCUGCUAGAGAAGACAGAGACACUCUUCCAACCUCUCAUCAUUCCAAUCCUAGUGAUAGCGACGACGGAGACGACCAGAGCGAGAUGGACGGCGACGAUGACGACGGUCCCGACCCAUUUGCCGCAGCCUUGUUCGGGUCCAGCCGUGGUGCGCCUUCGGGACUUUCCAGUACACUCAGAGCAUUGAGCGGAAUGAUGAGCGGCAUGUCGUCGAGAUUAAGAGACAUCUUGAACAACCUCCGACAAGUUGACAAUCCUACGAUGCAAAUGAUAGCUCUGGAGGAGUUGUCGAACUUGCUAUUGGUGUCUAACGAGGACAAUCUCUCCGGACAAUUUUCUCCUGACCCUUAUGUCAAGGAACUCGUGGCUCUCAUGCAACCGAAUCCUAUCACUGGCGAGGAGAAUCCAGAAAUCAUGCUCCUGGCUUGCCGUUGCAUUGCCAAUCUUAUGGAAGCUCUGCGGGGUUCGGUUGCCAACGUCGUCUAUGGUGGCGCCGUCCCGGUCCUGUGCCAGAAGUUACUUGAUAUCCAGUACAUCGACGUUGCCGAGCAGGCCUUGAGCACAUUAUCGAAGAUUUCAAUCGACUUUCCAGCAGCGAUCGUUCGGGAGGGCGGCUUAACUGCCUGUCUACAAUUCCUUGACUUUUUCGCCACGAGCACACAGCGAACCGCUGUUACCACUGCUGCAAACUGUUGCCGUAACAUCCCGCACGAUUCGUUCCCGGUCAUCAGGGACGUCAUGCCAAUCCUCUUGAAUGUUUUGUCAAGCCACGAUCAGAAGGUGGUCGAGCAAGGCUGUCUCUGCGUAACUCGAGUCAUCAACAGUUUCAAGCACAGUCCGGACAAGCUGGAGCAGCUGGUUGACGUGCCACUCUUAAAAGCGAUCUUGGGACUGCUCCUGCCAGGCACUACAAACCUCAUCGGAGCAAACAUUCAUACAGAAUUUCUACGUGUACUUGCGAUUGUCGCGCGAGCGAGCCCGAGGCUGUCCGUGGAGUUAUUGAAAAUGGACGUGGUGGACACUCUGUACCAAAUCCUGACCGGCGUCUCCCCCCCAUCCGAGACCGCUGAUGCUGCUUCCAAGAUCGACAGUGUGGUCAUCAUGCAGGCCCUCAUCCAUAGGCCUCGCGAACAAGUCUACGAAACCCUGAACGUCAUUUGCGAACUCCUUCCUCGCCCCAAGCUCGCUAGCGAUCUGGAUACCGAAAUCUACAACAAUCUGGGCGACAGUCUCUCCCACGACGAAGCUUCAUCCACGAAUGCAUCAAAAAUCGAGAUGCGACGAAAGUUGCUGGGCGAUUGCCAGGAAGAGACACGCCGAUUUGCUAUGAUCCUCCUACCAACGCUGACGGACGCCUACUCUAGUACAGUGAAUCUGAGUGUACGACAAAAGGUCCUCAUUGCCCAACUCAAAAUCCUUUCCAACCUUGAGACCUCAGUCAUUGAGGAGGCCCUUCGGCCUGUACCCUACGCUUCCUUCCUUGCGUCCAUACUGUCUCAGGAGGAUCAUCCGAGUUUAGUUAUGUUCGCUCUUCAGGCAUCCGAAUUACUUUUCGAGAGACUGGAAGACAUCUACCAGUACCAAUUCCACCGUGAAGGAGUCAUUGGUGAGAUUAAGAAGCUCGCCGACAGACCCUUGCAUCAAGGUGACAAGUCUCUCAGUCCCGCUGCGAGUGAACGCAUCAGCGGCGUGGAAAGCUCUACCGAAGGUAAUGGCGAAGUCGCAAAAGCCGACAGCGUCGCUGGUCUACAUUCUCAGGACCAGCCUACCCACGAUGGUGAGGACAAGGAGGGUCAGGAGGAGGACGAAGACGACGAGGACAACGGCGAUCAAGACCCUGAAGAUGAAGACAACGAUGACGGCGACGAGGACGGCGACGAGGACGAUGAUGCUGCCAGACAUGACCAUGACAUGGACGACUCUCAAAGCUCUGAAUCAUCCGACGACGACGAAAUGCCAUCCUCACUCGCAGUUGCGGGAAUCUCAGACUUGGUUGUAGUGCGUGCAAUGAGAUUCCUGGAGAAGUACGACACAACGAAAGGCAAGGAAUUGAAACAGAAGGCAUCGGAAAUCCGCAAUGAUCUUCACAAGCUUGCCAACGACAUCGAAACAUUUUACAGCCAGCCGAGGCAGAUGGAAAGCAGCAAUCAGCUGUUCACUCGACUCGCCAGUUACUUCGACGGAGACGCCUUAGAGAGCAUAACAAGUUCAGAGUUGUUGGAUUCGGGAAUCAUCCGGGUCCUAGUGCAGGUGCUGUCUGAAGACCUCUCCACCGCACACAGUACUGCCAGGGCGCACUUCGUGUCAGCAUUCAUGGAAUCAACCAACCAGAACAAUGUUAGGACAGCUCCAGCAUCGUCCGCAAUCACGCCCUUCAGCGCCCUCAUCCAGAAACUCCAGGACCUGCUUAGCCGUGCCGAACAUUUCGAGGUUCUGACAGUGAACAACAACGCUUCCGAGAAUAGUCGAAGCAGCUCGACUUCCAUGCUUUCGCGCCAGCUACGCUUGAGGCUCUCAGCGGAUGCUGACAGUGACAUACCACUGACAUAUCGAGAAAUGAUAGUUUCCAUCCAUGCGAUUGCUACAUUCAAGGCAUUGGACGAUUACCUUCGGCCUCGUUUCAGUGCUUCUGAACGUCCAGCCUCGGCUCAACGUCGUCGCGACAUGCUGCAGCAGCUAGCAAACGCUCGGCUUGCCCAGCUUUCAGGCGCCGCAGAGUCAGGCCUCUUCUCCCCGUUUGGGCACGAAAUUGGCUCUCCAGCUACUCCGGCAAGCGCUGAUCCUCCAUCUGCAAUGCGACUGUCCUCUCGUAUCAAGCAACGAUCCGAGGAGAGAGAACCAACUGGAGAGAAGAAAUCUAUGGAAAAUUCUGAACGAAAGCGGCCAAUUCGACGCAACCAGACAUCCACGUCAGAUUUGCCACCUGCAUCGGCUCCUGAACCUAGCACUGAGGCCGAAGGCAACAAUCUCGAAUGCGUGGAUGAGAGGGUACUCAAAGAUGACGAUCCUGCUGAUGGUGAAGCUGAAGGCGCUCUGGAAGCUUUCGUGGAAGGACUUGAAGAUGAUGUUUCCGACGAUAACGGGCCUGACCCUGGUGCAGUCAAUAUGGAGAUCGGAUCCUCUGGGAAAGUGACAGCUCGUCAAGAGGAUGGGACAAGAGUCUUCACGCCGCAACCAGGUACGCCAGUCGCUGGUAGCACUCGCCCGCCGUCCUCAGGCCAAUCUCCUGGACCAACCCCUAACACUGGAGCUGGGCGCCCAUCGUAUGCCGCGGCACUGGCAAGCACACCACAGGAUUGGCAUAUUGAAUUCAGCAUUGAUGGGAAGGUCAUCCCUAACAAUACUACUAUCUACCGAGCAAUCCACCACAAUCGAGAUCAACCCCAUGAUCAACUUAGUCGGAGCAUCUGGUCAGGAAUUCACACUGUCAAGUUUCGAAAGGUCCGCGGUCCCCCGCCUGAUCUGACAAGUUUACCGGCAUGGGGUGAAUCGCCAAUGCGAGGCUCUGGUGAUGGGCUACCAGCUUCGCUUGACGGUCAUCCGGUCACAUCAUCGAUCCUAUCUCUGCUUCGCAUCCUUCACGAGCUCAACGCAAAUCUGGAUGAGAUUCAAGACAUCGUUGGCCUGGCGAGCCCUAAGCUAUACCAAGAGUCCCUUGCCUCCUUCAUCAACACAAAGUUGACCGCCAAGAUGAAUCGUCAACUGGAAGAGCCUCUGAUAGUUGCCAGUAACUGCUUGCCAGCGUGGAGCGAAGAUCUUGCCCGAUCAUUCCCAUUCCUGUUUCCGUUUGAAACCCGGCACCUCUUCUUGCAGUCCACGUCAUUUGGCUACUCUCGAUCUAUGAUCCGUUGGCAGAAUAAUCAGUCCGAGAAUGAUGACCGGCGUGAUCGCCGGAGAGACGAGCGACCAUUGCUAGGACGCCCGCAACGUCAGAAAGUCCGCAUUUCUCGACAUCGCAUCCUUGAGUCCGCCAUGAAGGUGAUGGACAUGUACGGCGCUUCGCCAAGCGUUCUAGAAGUCGAAUACUUUGAGGAAGUCGGGACAGGCUUGGGUCCUACUCUCGAAUUCUACUCGUCGGUGUCGAAGGAGUUUUCGAAGAAGAAGCUGAAAAUGUGGCGAGAGAAUGACUCUGGCCACCAGGAUCAAUUUGCGUUCGGAAAGAACGGGCUAUUCCCGGCGCCGAUGAGCGAGGCUGACACUCAUGGAGAGCCCGGUAAAAAGCUAUUGCUGCUUUUCAAGACCCUCGGAAAAUUUGUCGCUCGGUCCAUGCUCGAUUCUCGCAUUAUCGACAUCUCCUUCAGUCCGACCUUUUUCAAGAUAGGAGGGAUAUCAAAUACCAUGCCAUCGAUAGGUUUAUUACGAACGGUGGACCGCGACUUGGCGAACUCUCUGGCCCAACUACAGCAAUUUGUCAAAGCGAAGACCAACAUUGAACUUGACUCUUCGCUGACCAAGGCUGAGAGAGCGAAUGCAAUUGAUAAUAUCACGAUCCAUGAUGCACGAGUGGAGGAUCUCAUGCUGGAUUUCACCCUUCCCGGCUAUCCUGGAAUCGAGCUGAUUGAAAAUGGCUCCAACGUCGCCGUCACCAUCGACAAUGUCCAGAAUUAUAUUGAUCGCGUACUAGAUUUGAGUUUGGGAAGUGGGGUUCGUCCUCAGAUUGAGGCGUUCCAGACAGGCUUUUCUCAAGUGUUCUCCUAUGCCAGUUUGAGAGCUUUCACGCCAGACGAACUGGUCAUGUUAUUCGGUCGCGUUGAUGAAGACUGGUCUAUGGAGACAUUGAUGGACUCGGUCAAGGCAGAUCACGGCUACAACAUGGACAGCAAGACCGUCAAAAACUUGUUGCAGACAAUGUCGGAACUGACCCCUGCUCAACGGCGGGACUUCCUGCAAUUUGUCACGGGCAGUCCCAAGCUCCCAAUUGGGGGAUUCAAGAGUCUGACGCCGAUGUUCACCGUGGUCUGCAAACCCAGUGAACCUCCUUACGCAUCCGAUGACUACCUGCCGAGUGUCAUGACUUGUGUCAACUACCUCAAGCUUCCCGAUUACUCUUCGCAGGAAGUGCUCAAGGCCCGCCUGUUUGUUGCAAUCAGGGAAGGACAAGGGGCAUUCCACUUGUCUUAG